CAGUUUCAUUCAGUUCUUGCAGCAAGAAGCACGCAUCUCUCUGAGUCAAAAUGUUCCGGAUUUCUAGACUUAAUAUCCCAGGAUUGGCUGAGAAGAGCUAUUAUUCUGCUCGAUUUAUCUCGAAUGUUCCUAUGUAUGACGAACUAAAGAAGUUUCAGCAUGCGAUGAUGAAUAACUGUCUUCAUGUAUUCACUAGAGAGGCGCAUAAAGAACUUGGUCCAAUCUUCAAGCUGCCGAUCAUGAACUUGGUGUUCAUUGCUGAUCCAAGCAUGUCCUCAGAUCUACUUGGUACAAGCGGAGAGAGGUAUCCCAAGACCUUUAUACCUGAAUCUUGGGAAAUCCAUGCUAGGGAAUACGGAGUAAAGCGUGGACUUAUUUUCCUAGCAGGAGAAGAAUGGUGGGAGCAGAGAUCUAGGCUAAACCCCUUGAUGUUGAAGAGUGCUGCUAUCGCCAAGAUGAAUCCUUCAAUUGAGAAAGAAGCUUCUGAGCUGCUGAAACGUUUGAAUGGAGAUUCAUCUCAAAUUCAGAAAGAUGUUUACAGAAGCGUUACAAAGAUCUUGUUGGAGCUGUUUAUUGGAACAUCCAAGGAUUUCCCCCUGGACCAGGCUAUUGAAAGAGUCAUCAUAGAUAAUAGUGGAUUAUUUAGAGGCACAACCCAGCUUAUGUUUAAUCCUCAAGAGCACUUUGAGCGCAAGUCCCCUGAGUGGAUGAUGUUUAUUGGCCAUGUUGAUGGAAUCCUUGCGACCUUGAAACAAGGUAUCAGAGCAUCGUACAAAGAGAAACUAGAACACGGAGUUGCUGCAGAGUUAUUCAAGCUUGGAACAAGUCUUGAAGAUGUUGAGAAGAUUGUGUGUGAUUUCUUGCUGGGCGGAGUAGAUACAACAACCACCAGUAUAAUGUGGGUUCUUCACGAGCUCGGUCAGAACCCAGAUGUUCAAGAACGUAUCAGAGCUGAGCUGAAGACUGUAUGUGGAGACAAACCAUGUUCAGGUGAUAUCCUAGAAAGUAUUCCUCUGAUGAAAGGAUUGUUCAGAGAAACCUCUAGACUGUAUCCUGCAGUUCCUUUUCUUAGCAGAAUUAUUUCUAAGAAUGUCAAGGUUGGUGAACAUAUUCUACCACCAGGAACUAAUGUUAUGGUUUCCAAUUCUGCCAUGGCAUUCAACAGUACCAACUUCCCUAAUCCAAGCGUCAAUAAACCUGAACGAUGGAUCAGAGAUAAUGACAUGCCCAAGGAUCUGAAGAAUGAUAUGGCCGCCUCAGUUCGACCUUUUGGUCACGGAGUAAGGAUGUGCGUAGGACGCAGAGUUGCAGAGAACAGUUUACUCAUCCUGGUUUCUAAUAUGGUUCAGAACUUCCAGAUUUCAGCUGAGAAGGCUGAGUAUGCAACCAAGAUGAUCGGAGUGCCCAAGGAUAAAAUCAAGAUUUCUAUCAAACCUCUGUAAAUCUAUAAAUAUCGUGUAUCAUUGUUUAUAUAAUCAACCAUUUGUGAGCAUCCUUAGUUUCUUAAUCAUUGUUUUAUAAUAAACAAAUAAUAUCUUGUA
Eurytemora carolleeae is the source of this 1541-nucleotide messenger RNA. Its product is annotated as cholesterol side-chain cleavage enzyme, mitochondrial-like. The transcript has a single exon. NCBI's taxonomy places the organism in Eukaryota, Metazoa, Arthropoda, Copepoda, Calanoida, Temoridae. Gene Ontology annotation, molecular function: heme binding; monooxygenase activity; iron ion binding. Gene Ontology annotation, biological process: cellular response to peptide hormone stimulus; glucocorticoid biosynthetic process; cortisol metabolic process. Bases 51 to 1442 code for a protein of 463 amino acids. Gene Ontology annotation, cellular component: mitochondrial inner membrane. The record is from RefSeq and is a predicted model, not a curated record.